Messenger RNA from Andrographis paniculata, 1376 nucleotides. Its product is annotated as polyadenylate-binding protein-interacting protein 11-like. The record is from RefSeq and is a predicted model, not a curated record. Gene Ontology annotation, molecular function: RNA binding. Bases 170 to 1150 code for a protein of 326 amino acids. The transcript is spliced from 11 exons. Lineage: Eukaryota; Viridiplantae; Streptophyta; Magnoliopsida; Lamiales; Acanthaceae.
UCUGUUGUGUCCCCAUCUAACCCAUCAAAGUUUUUUCAAACCCCCAGACAGAGAAAAAAAAAAAAAGAAUUAAAAAUACACACAAAAAAGAGGUAGAAGAAAGAAAGAAGGAAAGCCUGCUCAAGAUUUCAGUUUUCAUUUGGUUAGGGUUUUAGUUCAGUAAUCGGAGAUGGCGGUGGUGGAGAGCGGCGCGUCGCAGGAACUGAACGAUCGGUUGAUGAAGCUUCACCAAUUUCAGACGGGGCAUAUCACCGGAGAGCCGGGCGAUCGCCACCACAACAAUCAGCAGCGAUCUGGAAUUUCCGGCGAAGGGGACGAAGGGUUUAAGAGGGAGAUGAGAGAAUUGGAGGAAAUGUUCUCGAAGCUCAAUCCCAUGGCGCAGGAAUUCGUGCCUCCUUCACUAGCUAAUCCCAACACAACCUUGACCGGCGGAUACCUUUCCGACAGCAUAGCUUCCGCUAAUUUCAUGUACUUCGCCGGAAACAACGCUAAUUUGGGCCGACGAGGGAAGAAGAAAGGCAGUAAUCAGGCUAAGAGAAGAGUCAGCAGCCGAACUGGUAUGGCUCAACGAGAAGAGGUCAUUCGAAGGACUGUCUAUGUAUCAGACAUUGAUCAUCAGAUUACAGAGGAGCAGUUAGCAGCCCUCUUUCUUGGUUGUGGACAGGUUGUGGAUUGCCGUGUUUGUGGGGAUCCGAAUUCUGUUCUCCGUUUUGCUUUCAUUGAGUUCACUGAUGAGGAGGCUGCUCGAGCUGCGCUGAAUCUCUCUGGAACUAUGCUCGGGUAUUACCCUGUGAAAGUACUUCCUUCAAAAACUGCGAUUGCUCCGGUUAACCCCACUCUUUUACCUCAGACUGAAGAUGAACGUGAGAUGUGUGCAAGAACAGUAUAUGUGACGAAUAUUGAUAAGAAGGUUUCUCAGGCCGAUGUGAAGCUCUUUUUCGAAACUGUUUGUGGAAAGGUUUAUCGUUUGAGGCUGCUCGGGGAUUAUCACCAUUCCACACGCAUUGCUUUUGUGGAAUUCGCUGUAGCAGAAUGUGCAAUCGCGGCUCUCAACUGUAGCGGCGUGAUAUUGGGUUCGCUUCCAAUUAGGGUAAGUCCGUCGAAGACACCUGUUCGCCCGAAAGCUGCGCCUCGCCCGUCGUCUCAUUGAUACAUGACAUGUUUGAAGGCUUUCCUUCGUCGAUGAUCGGGUAAUGUAACAACCACCUCUGUAAAUGUGUGCUUUUCACAUGACUUUGUUCUGUGUCUAUGAUUCCGAGAACAUCAUUGUGUAUGUGAGAAUCAGACCGUAUCAGGCUGUAGGAGAGUUUCGAUAUUUAUUUUUAGAAACAGAAUUCGCUCGCUUUCAAUGUGUAUGUGUAUAAUUUGUUAAGAUA